AUGAUUGCAUAUCGAAAUGGUAUUUACUAGGGUACUUUACAAAAUGGAAUUAAAGAAGGAAUAGGUAUAUUCUGGUGGCCUACAGGAUGUAUAUAUAUUGGUGAAUGGUACAAAGACAUGAUUCAUGGUGAAGGGAUAAUAAUGAUCAAUGAUAAUAUAAUAAGAGGUUAAUUCAAAAAUAAUAAAUUUCAUGGUCUAUGUGUAAAUUACACGUAUAAAAUUGAUACUCUAUAGUUCUAGUCAAAGUGAAUUUUAUCGAUUUGAGUAUGGGUAAUUAAAUGGCAAAUGUUUGAAGGGAUAAACUGUUUCUUAUUAUAGGAGAGGAGAUUUGAUAUAAAUUGAAACAAAUUUAGAAUCAGUUGAUGUAUUGUUAGGUAACUUAAGAAUUGAAGAUUAGAUGAAUUUUAAAAUAGAUUAUUAGAUUUAGAGGAAAUUUUAGAUAGGAAUUAAUGUAAUUCUAUAGGAAUUACAGAAACAUAUCUUGGUAAAAUGAAAAGAGGGAAAUAGGUAGGUUUAGGUAUAGAGAAUAUGUUUACUACAGAAAAGAGGAUUGGAAUUUUUAAUGAUUAAAAUCUAACAAAUAUCGGUUAAAUUUGGAUGAAUGGUGAUAUUUAUACUGGAAGUUUCAAGGAAAAUAAAUAUGAGGGUUUGGGUUGUUAUUUUAUUAGUGUAAAUUUAAUAAUUAUCUUAUAGGGUGAAAUGAAGAUGAUUUAAGGGAUAUUUAAAAAUGGAAAAUGUGUUGAAAUAAAAAAAAAAUAAUAAGGAGAUAUAGAAAUAUAUAAAAUAUUGGCUGAAUAAACAUUUUAAGCAAUUUAAUCCAAUGUAAUUUAAUAAAGAGUCCCUAUUCCUUAUUUGUAAUAAUGCUAAUUUGAAAUAUUAAAUACUUUGACGUAAAAUAGUAUUUCUUAGAUUCCGUAGCAAAUUUAAGAGAGGGAUGAUAAAGAUUAAACCAUUUUGGAAGUAGAACUUAAUAUAUAAAAAGAAAUUGAAAAAAUCUAAAAGUAAUUAAUUUUAAUUAUUUAUAAGUGAUUAAAAAACUAUAGAGGCUAAAAAAAUAUUAUAUGAUGUUGUAAAUAAAUAUUAGGAAAAUGAAAAUUAGAUCUUUUUAUAAUAAAUUGAUUAACUUUAAACAUUUAGAAACAAUCCGUCAAUGUUAGAUAAGGAGAUAGAAAAUAUUUAAGAACAGAAUCAGAAGAGUAAAUUUGUAUCUUCCCAUUCACAAUAGACAGAAUAUUUUCAUAUAAAUGAUUCUAAAUAAUAGUCUGGUCAUAGUUGUAAGAGAAUACCAUUACAAACAAUAAAGAAUUAGAGUAAUGAAAUUUCAGAGACUAAGAAAUCUAUUAGAGUAAUUACAAUAAGUGCUAAAUCAGAACCAUAUUCACAAGUAUUAAGCUCUAGAAAAUAAGUAAAUCAAUGA
Messenger RNA from Paramecium sonneborni, 1417 nucleotides. The record is from the annotation of a GenBank genome assembly. NCBI's taxonomy places the organism in Eukaryota, Ciliophora, Oligohymenophorea, Peniculida, Parameciidae.